This is a messenger RNA of Nanorana parkeri, 2109 nucleotides long. Its product is annotated as vomeronasal type-2 receptor 26-like. Bases 1 to 2109 code for a protein of 702 amino acids. The record is from RefSeq and is a predicted model, not a curated record. Gene Ontology annotation, biological process: G protein-coupled receptor signaling pathway. Gene Ontology annotation, cellular component: membrane. The transcript is spliced from 8 exons. NCBI's taxonomy places the organism in Eukaryota, Metazoa, Chordata, Amphibia, Anura, Dicroglossidae. Gene Ontology annotation, molecular function: G protein-coupled receptor activity.
AUGGUGCAGCAGAAUGUACCACCCUCCACCGUUGCCGCCAGCUACCCCGGGUUCCGAUGUUACCUGUGCAGCUCCGGGACUGGCACGAUGGGUCUCCCCUCACGAGUUCACGAGAGAGAAUACAAACAUCUCCUGGCUUUUAUGUUUGCUAUUGAUGAGAUAAACAGCAGUCCAGAUAUUCUGCCCAAUUUGACUCUGGGAUAUCAUGUGUAUGAUUCUUGUGGAAAUGUGAAUAAAGCCACAAAAGAUGUUCUGCAGAUCUUGUCUGGACAUUCCAAGACAGUUCCAAAUUAUUCCUGUAUGGUGCGGGGUACAGUGGCUGGUUUCAUCGGAGACCUCAAAUCAGAUACCACUCUCCAAAUGGCUCAACUUUUACAUCUAUAUGGUUACACACAGAUUAGUUAUGGAGCUAGAGAUACUUUAGUGAGUGACAGAAAGAUGUUUCCAAACCUUUUUCGGACAGUUCCAGAUAAUGAGAUGCAAUAUGUGGCCAUAGUGAAGUUACUGAAAAGUUUGAAGUGGAACUGGGUUGGGAUCAUUACAUCUGAUGAUGAAUAUGGAGAGAGGGAGAUCCAACAACUCAGCAAAAAGUUAACUAAUCAUGGAAUUUGUAUUGAAUUUAAGAUCAUGUUAUCUCGUAUUGACAGAUUAGAAACUGACUCGGCUGAUAACGGCACGUACCUCAAAGCCACCUCACAUAAAUUGCUAAUGAUGUCAGAAAAGCUGGAUGACCUAGAGAACAGGGCACGCCGCAACAAUUUGCGAAGGAUUUCAAUGCGAUGCCGGGUUGCCAUAGCGACAGGACACCGAGGUUCAGUGAGAGCAGAGGGACAGUCCACUGGCGCACACGCCAUGCGGUACAGGUAUGUUAGCAGUCAAAGAGGAGUCAAAAUAGCCACUGAGAAUGUGAAUGGCGUGGUCCGUCCUAUAAAUCAGAUGGAACGCACCGCCAUCUUGCGCUUCAAGAGACAGACUCGGUUCUUCCAAUACUCUUCCUCCUACUCCACUCUAAAAAGAAUUCCUGAACUAAAUAAGGUGGAAGAAACCACCAAACACCACUCUGCUGUUCUUAGCCAAGCCCCAAGAGGUCGAUGUUCUGAGGAAUGUUUUCCAGGGUUUAGAAAAGCUCUAAGGGAAGGAUAUCACGUAUGUUGUUAUGACUGUGUUCUAUGUUCAGGGGGAGAAAUAUCAAUCCAUUCUGAUAGUGAAAACUGCCAGAUGUGUCCUGAAGAUCAAUGGCCUAAUGAGGCUAGAAAUAUUUGUGUUGCCAAAUGUUAUGAGUAUUUGUCAUAUGGGGAGGACAUUGUGGUUGUAUUGUUUUCUGCAUCUUCAGUCAUAUUUUCUGCUACAUCUCUCUGUAUGCUUGGAAUAUUUUUUUGGUUUCGGAGCACUCCUAUAGUCAGAGCCAAUAACAGGAACCUCAGCUUCAUUCUGCUCUUUUCUCUCAUGCUGAGUUUCCUUUCUGUGUUCCUGUUCCUUGGACAUCCGGUGGAUAUAACUUGUAUGCUGCAACAAGUCUUCUUUGGAAUUGUCUUUACAGUCUCUCUGUCUUCUAUCCUAGCCAAAACCACCAUGGUUGUUAUUGCUUUUAAAGCCACCAGACCUGGAAGCUCCUGCAAGAAAUGGGUGGGAGUCAAACUUCCCAAUACAGUCCUGUUGUUCUGCACAUUAAUUCAGGUUAUGAUUGGUGUUUUCUGGUUGUCCAUCUCUCCACCAUUUCAAGAGUAUGACAUGCACACCUCUCCUGGGAAGAUCAUCAUUCAGUGUAAUGAAGGGUCAGUUAUCGGGUUCUACUCUGUGUUGGGUUAUAUGGGGCUUCUGGCAGCUGUGAGUUUUGUUCUGGCUUUCAUGGUGAGGACAUUACCGGACAGUUUUAAUGAGGCCAAGUACAUCACCUUCAGCAUGCUGGUAUUCUGCAGUGUCUGGAUUGCCAUGAUCCCGGCCUAUCUGAGUACCAGAGGAAAGUAUACAGUAGCUGUGGAGAUAUUCGCCAUACUGACCUCCAGUGCUGGAAUAUUAGCCUGUAUAUUUUUUCCAAAAAUCUAUAUUAUACUUUUUAAACCUGAGCUGUACACAAGAAAAUCCAUGCUGGGAGGAAGAAUGAUGUAA